CCGCUCUUUGAUUGAGAUAUUAUUUGUCUUAUCCUGUCUUAUCUUUAGGCCAUGUCGUAUCUAUCGACCCUACUUCCCCAUAGACUCACCAACUAGACUUUGUAAAGAUGACAAUUGCCACGGAACUGACACGCCGAUUGGGCAUCAAGGUGCCCAUUAUCCAGGGGGGCAUGAUGCACGUCGGCACCGCCAAAAUGGCAUCCGCCGUGUCCAACGCCGGCGGUCUCGGCACCAUCACGGCCCUCAACUUCCCAACUCCCGCGGCUCUGCGCGAGGAGAUUCGACGCUGCCGUCGUCUCACCCCAAACCCCUUCGCAGUGAACAUCACCCUGCUGCCCAGUGUAGUGCCGCCGGAUUACCGUGGCUACGCGCAGGCGGCCAUCGACGAGGGCAUCACCAUCGUCGAAACAGCAGGCAACUCUCCAGGGCCCAUCAUCACGCAACUGAAGGAAGCCGACGUUACGGUGUUGCAUAAAUGCACGAGCAUACGCCAUGCCGAGAGCGCGCAGAGACUCGGGGUUGACUUUCUGAGUAUUGAUGGCUUCGAGUGCUCCGGCCACAUCGGCGAAAACGACAUUACGAACUUGAUCCUCUUAAGCAAGGCGCGCCAGGUGUUAAAAAUUCCCUUCAUUGCCAGCGGCGGCUUCGCCGAUGGCUGGGGUUUGGCAGCGGCAUUGUGCCUCGGAGCCUCUGGCAUCAACAUGGGCACUCGAUUUCUAUGUACACAGGAAGCCCCAGUCCAUGAGAACAUCAAGCAGAAAAUUGUCCAAUCCCAAGAAACCGACACGGUCCUUCUCUUGCGCCGAUGGAGGAACACGUCGCGCCUGUUCAAGAACAAAGUAGCCCUGGAGGCGCUGAAGGUCGAGCAAGCUAGCAAGACUGGGGAGUUUGAAGAGAUAGCGCCUCUGGUGAACGGGAAACGCGGCAAAAAGGUUUUUGAAAAUGGGGAUCCCGAGUUUGGAGUCUGGACCACGGGACAAGUGAUUGGCCUGAUCCACGAUAUUCCAACAUGCAGCGAGCUGGUUCAGAGAAUUGAAAGGGAAGCGGAGACCGUUUUGAGGGACAGACUAGGGAUGAUUCUCCCAGGUAGCAACUUGUAGAUACAAUGGGG
Messenger RNA from Ilyonectria robusta, 1111 nucleotides. RefSeq lists its product as uncharacterized. Gene Ontology annotation, molecular function: nitronate monooxygenase activity. Bases 108 to 1100 code for a protein of 330 amino acids. The transcript is spliced from 3 exons. Lineage: Eukaryota; Fungi; Ascomycota; Sordariomycetes; Hypocreales; Nectriaceae. The record is from RefSeq and is a predicted model, not a curated record.